Molecule: messenger RNA, 7699 nt
Organism: Nerophis ophidion (straightnose pipefish)
Lineage: Eukaryota; Metazoa; Chordata; Actinopteri; Syngnathiformes; Syngnathidae
Product: receptor-type tyrosine-protein phosphatase F-like
Exons: 37
Coding region: 663-6422 (1919 amino acids)
Biological process (GO): protein dephosphorylation
Molecular function (GO): protein binding; protein tyrosine phosphatase activity
Source: RefSeq, a predicted model, not a curated record
CUCCUGACCGAGAGGAGUGUGUCGUCUCCUCCGAGAAGCGUGACCGAGGGCUGGGGGGGAAGAGGACGGAUUUGGGCUCCCUUCGUCUCCUUCUUGCCGGGUGCCGCUGCGCCUUCCGGUGAAACAACAAUAUUAUCAUUUCAAGGACGAAGAUAAGAGUCACUUUUCUUUUGUUUGGGCUUCUAUUUGUGCCCAUGCGCGUACGGACAUCGGGGACGACGAGAACCGCGCAGUCCCCCCCUCCUCCUCCCCCCGGACUUGGUGGAUGGUUCUCGGUGUACAUGAAGUGGAUUUUCCCCCCCCGGCUGGUUGACAAAUGAAUUCGGAGCGCUUCCGGGCAGAGAAAUGCCAACGGCGGCGAUAAGGAGACCGAGGAACACCGUUGAGCCUGUUGAUGUCACGACUUGGACUUGGGCGUGGAUUGUUUUUCCGAGGCAAAGGAAAGUUGGCACGGGCAAGACGUGAAUAUGAAGAAUCACUCGAAAUGGGGAGCGGGACCGAGCGUAUUUCCGUGCCAUUUCCACCGUUAUCUGGUCUAAAUUGGCUGUCAGAGUGUACCAACUGGUCGGAAUACAUCUUCAACCUUCUACUAUCCAGGUUUUAGCCUUUGAUCGUGUCAGAGUGGGACGCGUGUGGAGGAGGAGGAGGAGCCAACGUGCGACAUGGCGCCGCCCCCGCUCAAAGGGGCGUGGCUCGUCCUGCCGCUGCUCAUCUGCGUGGUGAUCUCCUCAGCGGCAGACAGUCUGCCAACUUUCGUCAAAUCCCCCGAGGACCAGACGGGCAUCUCGGGCGGGGUGGCCUCGUUCGUGUGCCAGGCCGCGGGGGAGCCCAAGCCCAGGAUCACCUGGAUGAAAAAGGGCAAGAAAGUCAGCUCGCAGCGCUUCGAGGUGAUUGAGUUUGACGACGGCUCGGGAUCGGUGCUGCGCAUCCAGCCCCUGCGUACGCACAGAGACGAGGCCAUCUACGAGUGCACGGCCGCCAACAGCGCCGGCGAGAUCAACACCAGCGCCAAGCUGACCGUGUUUGAAGAGAACCAGAUCCCCCACGGCUUCCCGACCAUCGACAUGGGCCCCCAGUUGAAGGUGGUGGAACGGACUAGAACCGCCACCAUGUUGUGUGCGGCCAGCGGAAACCCCGACCCAGAGAUUUCCUGGUUCAAGGACAUGCUUCCCGUGGACAUCAGCACCAGCAAUGGACGCAUCAGACAGCUUCACUCAGGUGGUACACCAAUUAGAGGAGCUCUGCAAAUUGAGAACAGCGAGGAGUCGGACCAGGGCAAGUACGAGUGCAUCGCCACCAACAGCGCCGGGACUCGCUACUCGGCUCCCGCCAACCUCUACGUACGAGUGCGGAGGGUCCCGCCCAGGUUCUCCAUCCCGCCCACGAACCAAGAAGUGAUGCCGGGCGGCAGCGUCAACCUGACGUGUGUGGCGGUGGGCUCGCCCAUGCCCUACGUCAAGUGGAUGAUGGGCCUGACGGAGCUGACCAAGGAGGAGGACAUGCCGAUGGGGCGCAACGUGCUGGAGGUGACCAACAUCCGCGAGUCGGGCAACUACACCUGCGUGGCCAUGUCCUCGCUGGGCUUGAUCGAAGCCACCGCUCAGGUCACGGUCAAAGCUCUGCCGAAGCCCCCCACGUCUCUCAUUGUGACCGAGACCACAGCCACCAGCGUAACACUGACCUGGGACUCGGGCAACCCGGAACCCGUGUCCUACUACAUGAUCCAGUACCGAGCCAAGGCGUCAGAAAACGGCUUCCAGGAAGUAGAAGGCGUCGCCACCACCCGCUACAGCAUCGGCGGACUGAGCCCCUACUCGGAGUACGAGUUCCGUGUUAUGGCCGUCAACAACAUCGGCCGUGGGCCGCCCAGCGACCCUGUGGAGACGCGAACGGGCGAGCAGGCGCCUUCCUCGCCGCCGCUCCACGUCCAAGCGCGAAUGCUAAGUGCGACGACAAUGCUGGUCCAGUGGGAGCCGCCCGAGGAGCCCAACGGGCAUAUCCGCGGCUUCCGGGUGUACUACAGCUCCGAUCACGGCGCUCCCCUCAGCGCCUGGCAGAAACACAACACGGACGACAGCAGCCUGACCACCAUCUCUGGCCUGACGCCCGAUAUCACCUACAGCCUCAGGGUGCUGGGGUUCACCUCCGUUGGGGACGGCCCGCCCUCGGACAUCCUUCAAGUCAAGACCCAGCAGGGAGUGCCGUCGCAGUCGUCCGGCUUUGAGGCUGAAGCUGAGCUGGACACCCGCAUCUUGCUGUCAUGGCUGUGGCCCGUGCAGGACCCCAUCGUAAAGUAUGAGCUGCAGUACUGGGAGGAUGGCUCGGACAACAAGAUGCACGUGACCUUUGACCCGGCGGGCUCCUACGCCGUGGACGGCCUGAAGCCCAACACUCUGUACCGCUUCUCGCUGGCGGCCCGCUCUGAAAACGGUUUAGGCGUCUACACCCAGCCCAUCGACGCUCGCACCGCCCAGUCCACCCCCUCCGCCCCGCCCCAGGAUGUCCGCCUGUUCAGCCUGAGCUCCACCAGCCUCAAGGUGAGUUGGGCGGCCCCGCCCGCCGCCAGCCGCCACGGCGCCAUCGUGCGCUACACGGUCAGCUACCAGGCGCUGGCUGGCGAGGACGUGGAGCGCCACGAGGCCACCGGCAUUGACGCCGGAGCCACCGACUAUAUCCUAGAGGACCUGGAGAAGUGGACCGAGUAUCAGGUGUGGGUGAGGGCCCACACGGACGUGGGGCCGGGCCCCGAGAGCGCCCCAGUGAGGAUGAAAACCAAAGAGGACGUGCCGGGAGCGCCCCCUAGGAAGCUGGAGGUGGAGGUGGUGAACUCCACCACCAUCAGGGUCACCUGGAAGCCGCCCCUGCAGAGCAAGCAACACGGCCAGAUAAGAGGCUACCAGGUCAUCUUCUCCCGCCUGGAGAACGGCGAGCCGCGGGGACAGCCCGACAUGCUGGACGUCACCUUGCCGGAGGCUCAGUGGAAUAUUCAGGACUCCACCGAGCAUGAGGCCACCAUCGGCGGUCUGCAGCCCGACACCACCUACUCCGUCACCGUGGCGGCGUACACCACCAAGGGAGACGGCGCCCGCAGCAAAGCCAAAGUCGUCACCACCACCGGAGCAGUGCCAGGCAAGCCCACCAUGAUGAUCAGCACCACCAUGGGCAACACCGCCCUCAUCCAGUGGCAGCCUCCCAAGGACAUGGUGGGCGAGCUGGUGGGCUACUACCUGCAGUACAAGCGCGUGGACGACGACGCCUACACCUCACGCGAGCUGAGGAAGACCGACGACCACUACACGGUCACGGGGCUGCACAAGGGCGCCACCUACGUCUUCCGCCUCAGCGCCCGCAACCGCGCCGGCAACGGCGAGCCCUACACCAAGGAGAUCGGCACCCCCGAGGACGUGCCGUCGGGAUUCCCGCUGAACCUGCAGGUCACCGGCCUGACGCAGUCCAGCACGCAGCUGACGUGGGACCCCCCGCUGCUGGCCGAACGGAACGGCAAGAUGGUGUCGUACGUGGUGGUGUACAGGGACAUCAACAGCCAGCAGAACAGCACCAACCGCACCGGCGACACCCGCAUGACCAUCCAGGGCCUCAACCCCGACACCACCUACGACAUCAGGGUGCAGGCUUUCACCAGCAAGGGCGGGGGACCCCUCAGUCCCAGCAUCCAGAGCAGGACCAUGUCUAACGAUUUUCCCACCUUGAACUUUGGCGUCAAAGCCGUCAUGAAGACGUCAGUCCUCCUCACCUGGGAUUUGCCUCCCAAUUACAAGUCCCAAGUGCCUUUUAAGAUCCUGUACAACCAGCAAAGUGUGGAGGUGCAGGGCAGCCUGAAGCGCAAGCUGAUCACGCAGCUGCAGCCCGACACCGACUACUCCUUCGUGCUGACCAGCCGGGGCAACAUCGCCGGGGGUCUGCAGCAGCAGGUGUCCAUCCGCACCGCCCCCGACCUCAUCAAGACCAAGCCUGUCUACACCACGCACCAGGCGCAGGGUGGCAAAAUGACCAUUGACCUGCCCAAGGUGCUCACCGCCACGCGCGUCAGCUGGUACUACAUCGGGGUGCUUCCCGUCUCCCAGUCCAGCCGGCGCUGGAAGAACCCGGACGAGAUGGACCUGGAUGAGCUGGUGAAAUCGAGCAAAGGUCCCGCCCUAAGGCGGCGGCGCCACCUGGGCUUGUCCAAGCCUUACAUUGCCGCAAAGCUGCCCGUGCUGCCGCCCACCUUCACCCUGGGCGACGAGAAGUGGUACGAGGGCUUCUUCAACAAGCCGCUCACCAGCCAGCAGGAGUACGUCUGCUUCGUGGUGGCCGAGCUGCGGGACGAGGGGGCCGACGGCGCCGCUAAUUAUAUGACAUAUUCGGCCAGUCCAUAUUCGGACCCCAUCCAGGUCACAACGCAGUCUCUGGCUCAGGGGCCGGAGCAAACGGAAAUGCUAUGGGUCUUGGGCCCGGUGUUUGCCGUAGUCCUAAUCAUCAGCAUCGUCAUCGCCAUCCUGCUCUUUAAGAAGAAGCGGGCGUCGCCUCUGCCCAAGGACGAGCACUCAGGUGGGGUGAAAGACUCCCUGCUGGCCAACUCCUCCGACCCCGUGGAGAUGAGACGGCUCAACUACCAGACGCCAGGUAGUAAACACAGUCCCAGCUCUCACCGCAGCCCCAACACGCCAAGGAUGCGGGAGCACCCGCCCAUCCCCGUGGUGGAGCUGGCGGACCACAUCGAGCGACUGAAGGCCAACGACGGCCUGCGCUUCUCCCAGGAGUACGAGUCCAUCGACCCGGGCCAGCAGUUUACUUGGGAGAACUCCAACAUGGAAGUGAACAAACCAAAGAACCGCUACGCCAACGUCAUCGCCUACGACCACUCCAGAGUGGUGCUGACCUCCGUGGACGCCGUCCCCGGCAGCGACUACCUCAACGCCAACUACAUCGACGGCUACCGGAAGCAGAACGCCUACAUCGCCACGCAAGGCCCGCUGCCUGAGACCCUCAGCGACUUCUGGAGGAUGGUGUGGGAGCAGAGGUCCAGCACCAUCGUCAUGAUGACGCGACUGGAGGAGAAGUCUCGGGUGAAGUGCGACCAGUACUGGCCGUCGCGAGGGACCGAGACCUACGGGAUGAUCCAGGUCACCAUGCUGGACACGGUGGAGUUGGCCACUUACAGCGUGCGCACUUUCGCGCUCUACAAGAACGGCUCCAGCGAGAAACGAGAGAUGCGGCAGUUCCAGUUCAUGGCCUGGCCGGACCACGGAGUGCCUGAGUAUCCCACUCCCAUCCUGGCCUUCCUGAGGCGCGUCAAGGCCUGCAAUCCUCCGGAUGCCGGGCCCAUGGUGGUCCACUGCAGCGCCGGCGUCGGCAGGACGGGCUGCUUCAUCGUCAUCGAUGCGAUGCUGGAGCGCAUGAAGCACGAGAAGUCAGUGGACAUUUACGGCCACGUGACAUGCAUGCGGGCCCAGAGGAACUACAUGGUGCAAACCGAGGACCAGUACAUCUUCAUCCACGAGGCGCUGCUGGAGGCGGCCACCUGCGGCAACACGGAGGUGCCGGCGCGCAACCUCUACGCCCACAUCCAGAAACUGACGCAGCCGCCAUCCGGCGAGACGGUCACCGCCAUGGAGCUGGAGUUCAAGCGCCUGGCCAACUCCAAGGCCCACACGUCUCGCUUCAUCAGUGCCAACCUGCCGUGCAACAAGUUCAAGAACCGCCUGGUCAACAUCAUGCCUUUCGAGUCCACCCGCGUCUGCCUGCAGCCCAUCCGCGGCGUGGAGGGCUCCGACUACAUCAACGCCAGCUGCAUCGACGGCUACAGACAGCAGAAGGCCUACCUGGCCACGCAGGGCCCGCUGUCCGAGACCACCGAGGACUUCUGGAGAAUGUUGUGGGAGCACAACUCUACCAUCGUGGUCAUGCUCACCAAGCUCAGAGAGAUGGGACGGGAGAAGUGUCACCAGUACUGGCCGGCCGAGCGCUCCGCCAGGUACCAGUACUUCGUGGUGGACCCCAUGGCCGAGUACAACAUGCCUCAGUACAUCCUGAGAGAGUUCAAGGUCACAGACGCCAGGGACGGCCAGUCCAGAACCAUCCGCCAGUUCCAGUUCACCGACUGGCCCGAGCAGGGAGUGCCAAAAACCGGAGAGGGCUUCAUCGACUUCAUUGGCCAGGUGCACAAAACCAAGGAGCAGUUCGGACAGGACGGACCGAUCACUGUACACUGCAGUGCCGGCGUGGGCCGCACCGGAGUCUUCAUCACGCUCAGCAUCGUGCUGGAGAGGAUGCGCUACGAGGGCGUGGUCGACCUCUUCCAGACGGUCAAGACACUUCGCACCCAGCGGCCCGCCAUGGUGCAGACCGAGGACCAGUACCAGCUGUGCUACCGAGCCGCUCUGGAGUACCUGGGGAGCUUCGACCAUUAUGCAACGUAACCGCUGGCAACACAGCGCCUGCCUCGGUCGGACCCUCUCAGGUGUGUGCCAAGUGUCCCCUCUCAGCCACCAUCCUUUUGGCCCCCAAAAAUUUAAAGUUGAAAAAAAAAAGGAAAGGCCAGGGGUGGCGCUCGCAGGACCCCGGCGGGUUCAAACCGACAACCCAGAGCCCCGACCAUUUUUUUUUUUUUUUUUUUACUCGAAAGGACGUGUACAGUCCAUUUACAGUAGUACCACUUUUAAUAUUAUCCGUUAGUGUUAACUUCUUUAUUUUUUUUAUUUUUCUACCACGGCUUGUGUCUUAAAUUUUUUUUUACGAAUAUUAUCAUCCUUUCCAGUUUGUUUCGGGUACUGUUUUUUUUUUUUGUGUGUGUUCCUACCGUCCUAGAUUCUAAUCUCCCGGUUUUGCGUUCGUACUCGGGAUUUCCAUGGAAAAAAAACGGACAAAACAAAACAAAAAAAAAACUGCCUUUUUUUUUUUUUUUUUCCACUGGACUAUUUGCUGGAAGACUUUUGAGAGCACAAAAUUAGCGGCGGGCGUGUACAGGGAGAAGCGAAGCACACCGACUUUUUUUUUUUUUUUUUUUUCCGUGUUCGUGUGGACGGCAUCGAGGCCUUUCAUGCUCCACUUUUGCGGGCUGGAAAAAUAUCCUUUCCACGCAGGCCCCGCCCAUUCGCCAUCAGCCUGUACAGAAUCGACCAUUCCUCCCUGAAAGGGGCUGAGACGGCGAGCGAGCGAGCGAGAAAAAGAGAGAGACAGACUCCGCCCCCUUUGGACUUGACACCUGAUGUUCUUUUCUACAGAAAUAGAAGUAUAAAUAUAUAUAUAUAUAUAUAUAUAUGAUUGAUUAUAUAUAUGUACAAUGACACAUAGAUGUAUGGCUUCUCUAUAUUGUUCCCAUCAAUGACGCCGUCGUCCAGCGUAGUCAUGGCAACGUAUCUACUGUUCCGCCAUAUUGUCAACAAGGGAGUAAAAGCAGCACAACACCCUCCUAAACCCCCCUGCCCCCCAUCCACACACACACACAAGUUGAGGCUUAAUGACCACAAGUUACAUAAGAGGGAGGGGCUAAGAAAGUUCCGUAAGGGGGAGGGGCUUGUGGGGGGGGGUCCAUGUUCAUUUUGACCUUGUGAAUGCUUUGUGCCGUAGGGGUUUCCACUCGUCUGUUUUCUAUUUGUUGACAAACAACUGCAAUUUCAAGGAGAACCUGUUCUUGUUGAUGAUGAUGAUGAUGAUGAAAAACAAACCUUGAUGUUAAUAAAGAUACAUAAUUGUU